UCUCUCUCUCUCUCUCCGGGAGCAGCUGGAUGUGUGCGAGUUGAAAGCGCGAGUCCGACGAACAGGGUGCGUAUGAAAAGAUCAGGCACAUGUGACACCCAACUGACUUUGAAAACAGAAUGUCUGUGAAUGCCCCCAGCAGCAGUGAUGCCUGUUUAAACAUCGUUCACAGUUUGAUGUGUCACCGUCAGGGAGGCGAGAAUGAGAGCUUCGCCAAGCGUGCCAUCGAAAGUCUGGUGAAGAAACUCAAAGAGAAGAGAGAUGAGCUUGACUCCCUCAUCACAGCUAUCACCACCAAUGGGGUCCACCCAAGCAAGUGUGUCACCAUACAAAGAACGCUGGAUGGGCGUUUGCAGGUGGCUGGGCGUAAGGGUUUCCCCCAUGUCAUAUACGCCCGUCUGUGGCGUUGGCCGGACCUCCACAAGAAUGAACUCAAGCAUGUUAAGUUCUGUCAGUACGCGUUUGAUCUGAAGUAUGAUAACGUGUGUGUGAACCCCUACCACUAUGAGCGUGUGGUGUCACCUGGAAUAGUGGGCUUCAGUUUGCCAAACACAGGCAGGCUCAUAAAAGAGGAACACAUACAUGACUGCAUCCAGAUGGAAGGACCGUCGAGCAUGACCUUACAGCAAGAUCAUCAUCCAUCAGAUCACUACAGUCAGCCGCUGAGACUAAUGACUCCAGAGCUGCCACCGCGCACCACACCGCCAGUCACCAUCUACCCCAGCCUGCCCCUCUCCCCGACUUCAAGUGCCUCCAGGUUGUCCAUGCAGACCGAGCACUCUGAAGGACUGCUGCAGAUUGCUUCCCCUUCCGGUCGAGUCCUGACUUCCAGCUCUCCCCCUUCCACUCCAACACACAGUCACGCAUCCACACACAACCAGUGUCCCCCCAAGUCCCAGCAAACCUCUGUCAACCAGAGUGACUACAGCACCUCCAAGCACACACAGACACAGGGUUCAUACCACACACCGACUUGGACAGGGACCAACACCGCUUCUUAUACUGCUUCUGGAUCACAGCAGAAUGGGCGGAGUCAUCAGCAUGGCCCUCCUCCUCAUACCAGCCACUUCUGGUCUCAGCAUCACACACCAGCCUCCUACCCUCAACCAGUCUCAAACCAUCCAGGCCCAGAGUUCUGGUGCUCAAUCUCUUAUUUCGAGAUGGACGUGCAGGUGGGGGAGAUGUUUAAGGUUCUGGCAAAUUGCCCUGUGGUGACGGUGGAUGGAUAUGUGGACCCUUCGGGUGGGGACCGCUUCUGUUUGGGGCAGCUUAGCAAUGUUCACCGGACUGAUGCUAGCGAUAGGGCUCGGCUUCACAUUGGUAAAGGUGUUCAGCUAGAAUGCCGUGGAGAGGGAGAUGUGUGGAUGCGUUGCCUUAGUGACCACGCUGUCUUCGUGCAAAGUUACUACCUGGACAGAGAAGCAGGGAGAGCGCCUGGGGAUGCUGUUCACAAGAUUUACCCUGGGGCCCUCAUUAAGGUCUUUGAUCUUCGUCAGUGUCACAGGCAGAUGCAGCAGCAGGCAGCGACUGCGCAGGCAGCUGCAGCUGCGCAGGCUGCGGCUGUUGCCGGGAACAUCCCUGGGCCUGGCAGUGUUGGGGGAAUUGCUCCAGCCAUCAGUCUGUCGGCCGCAGCCGGAAUAGGCGUUGAUGAUCUGCGUCGCCUGUGUAUCUUACGUCUGAGUUUCGUAAAGGGCUGGGGACCCGACUACCCUCGACAGACUAUCAAGCAGACACCGUGCUGGGUAGAGGUUCAUCUGCACCGUGCCCUGCAGCUGCUGGAUGAGGUUUUGCACACUAUGCCCCUAGCUGACCCUGGAGCAGCCAACUAAACCGUAUGCUGCAGAGAGGAAGGCUGAAAGUAUACACAUUCUGUUACUAAAACAGAGAGGAAGAGAGACACGGUGCUAUGCUGACUCUUUCUCCUAAGAUACGCACCUGCACAGGCAAACACUGACUCAUAAUACCAGAAACACACAUAAGCAUUCAUGUCUUUACACAAAGUCUUUCCACAAUCUUGGCCAGCAAACUGCCUCUGAGCUGACCAGUGUUUAGUCCACUCAUGGUUGCUGUUGACUUUGUUGUCAUGGUAACUCAAACCAAGGCCCCACUGAUGAGUUGACAACGAGGGGCAACCUUCCGAUUCCUCUGAUGAAGUCAACACAGAAGUGACUUAAACUGCAAUUCAUCGAUUGGCCGCUAGAGGCUGACUCUAAAAGGGAAAAAAUUCCCAUAGACCCCCAUGUUAAAAUGCCCAAAUUUACAGCAGGAAAUUAUAUGUUUACAGUCUGGUACAAAAAGCGUUUUUGGGUCUAAAUAGCUAAGUUUGCCCUUCCUGACAACUGUGAGGGGGGCGAAUAUUUUUUAUGUAUCGUUUAAAUUAUAUUAAGCCUUAAAGUUUUGCAUAAUUAAGGGCGUGGCCACUUGAGUGACGGGUGAACUGCACUGCUGUCACUAGAAUCGAGCUAGACGGGCGUUGUUUCAGCAACCAGCCACCUCCUCUUUACCCAUUUUUGGUUAUCCGCAAGUGAUUCGCUGUGAUGCGCGGCCUAGGCGGCUGACGGCUGGCACCGCCUACUAUUGGCUUCAAAAAAGCUCUUCACAAACCUAUGGGUGACGUCACGGACACUACGUCGAUCUUUUUUACAGUCUUUGGUUUACACUAAUAGAGGUCUAAAAGAAGAUGAAGUUUUUCAUGCAAAUAUGAAAAUUAUCACAUGAUUUACUCACUCCCGUGCUAUCCCAGAUGUUUAUGACUUUCUUUUUUUAUGUUUGAAACAAACACAUUUUUAUUAAAAUGUCAUGUUAUCUUCUUACACAGGAGCCAACAUGGCGAAGCUCCAAAAAUCAUAUCCAUCCAUCAUUAAAGCAAUCCAAAUGACACCAGUUGGUUAAUAAAUGUCGUCUUAAGCAAAAUGUCUUUGUGACUAGUUGUCCACAUGCACUGUCACUAGAAUUUGUCAUUGAUGCACUACCAUAUUUGAACCUACUGCCAUGGAAAUGCUUAAUAACCUCAAAAUAUUUAUUGUUUAUUAUUAAGCUUCACAAACAAAUAUUUUUGCUUUACGAAGACAUAUAUUAACAAGGGGUGGGCAAAAAAAUAGAUUUUUCGAUAAAUCGUUUUUUAAAACGUGGUCGAUUAAAAAUCGAUUCUCAAAGAGCAGAAUCGAUUUUUUUCAUAUUUAUUUCCGCAAACAUUGAACGGAGGAAUGGAAGCAUUUUAGAUUUUGCAAGCAAGACGUGUUGUGGCUUUUAAUUUCUUUUUAUUAAUUACCCACUUGUAAACUGCUGUUCACUGUUCUUUUUUAUUAAUAUAGUAUUUGUAUUAAAUCUAUAUUCAUUAAGUUGAAUAGAGAAUCGAGUAUAAAAACCUACCCGGAAUCGAAAAUUUAAUCGAGAAUCGGAAUCGAACCGAUUUGAUAGCUUGUGAAUCGAAAUCGAAUCGAUCUGGAACAUCUGAAUCGAUACCCAGCCCUAAUAUUAACCCUUUGAGUCAUUUAGAUUACUUUGUAAUUGAUGUACCGGUAUGUGCUUCAGCAUUCAUCACCUCAUAGAAAAAGGUCAUGUGAAAGUAUCAGAUUGUGUUUAACUAAAGAAAAAAAUUCAUUUACAUCUGGGCUGACAUGAGGGUGAGGAAAUUAUAAAAAAACUUCAUAUUUAGAGAGUCAGGCUUUAACCGGUUCAAGUCUCACAGCCUGCAGGUUGCGACUGGUGUUCCCUCUUCAGCAAGGCACCCGUCUCCCAAUGCUCCUCGGGCAAUGCAGUGAUAGAUGCCCACUGCUCCAGGUGGGUGGGUGUCUGCGGCAUGUGUUCACUAUUCACUGGAUCGGUUAAAUGCAGAGGUCACAUUCAAAGUAUGGGUUAUCAUCACUUUCAAAAUGAGGUCAUAGUAUUAGUAAAAAUUUACUAGUUUUAAUUAAAAGGCACAUAAUUUUAUGUUUUUAACAAUCUACUAUAUUUUUAUAUCUGUCAGACCAAAGAGAAAACAGGGAAACACCCUGCACAGGUGUCCAAUGCAUCACAGGGCGAUCAAAGAAUCUGUAGCUAAUAUGAAUUUGUUAUGAAUACCAUAAUUAUUUAUGAUUCAGUGAUAAUGUUUUUUGUCUGGAUUUUCGUCUGCUGAGCUAUUAGUGAUAUACAAACAGUACAGUUUGUGCUACAACAUUUUGACACUUCAAUGAUUGAUGAGGACAACUACCGGUUAUUUAAGGUAUUACAGUCACUCAGACAUAUGGGUUCACAUUCAUAAAUGCAUAUUCAAAUUUUAAGAAGUUGUUUUAUUAUACCAAAUUUAAGGAAUUAAGUGGCAUCUUUCUGCUUUGUGAACCAUGACAAAAUUACAACGGAGUAUUCUUUCUGAAAUGAGUGAAAAAGCACAUUUUAAUAUCAAUUUAAAUCUUCGGCCAAAACUGAACUAUGUAUAACAAACACCAUGUGACAUGUUUUAAAAAAUGUAACAAAUACCUUGCUUUAAUGUACUUUUCAGUGUAAUCUGAUCUGACGUCUGCGCAAAAUUGUAUGUUGCUUUGUUGUAUGUCUUAAAUUAUUUUCAUAAUUUAAUCAAUGUUUUCUGUUCUUUACACACAUAUGUAUCCCACCAAGACUUUAAAGUUCAAACAUGAUAUUUUUUCAUGGUUUUUAUUGUCUUUAAUACCAAAGAUAGUGUCCUGAAAUAAAGUCUUUCU
Paramisgurnus dabryanus is the source of this 4682-nucleotide messenger RNA. The record is from RefSeq and is a predicted model, not a curated record. Lineage: Eukaryota; Metazoa; Chordata; Actinopteri; Cypriniformes; Cobitidae.